This is a messenger RNA of Sinocyclocheilus grahami, 880 nucleotides long. RefSeq names its product prostaglandin E synthase-like. Gene Ontology annotation, molecular function: prostaglandin-E synthase activity. The transcript has 4 exons. NCBI's taxonomy places the organism in Eukaryota, Metazoa, Chordata, Actinopteri, Cypriniformes, Cyprinidae. The coding region runs from base 121 to 609 and encodes 162 amino acids. The record is from RefSeq and is a predicted model, not a curated record. Gene Ontology annotation, cellular component: membrane. Gene Ontology annotation, biological process: prostaglandin biosynthetic process.
UCCAGGUAGUGAGGUUGGGCUAAACGGUCUGGGGUUCGCAUAUAAAACCUACUCCAAAAACGACUUCUUCAUAGCGUAUACACACACACACACACACAGACUCUGUCUGUCGAAGUCAAGAUGCUCGGGAGCGAUGUACUGUUGUGCUUCAUCUUCUACAGCACGCUUCUAAUCUUAAAGAUGUACAUAAUUGCCAUCUUCACGGGCCAAGUGAGACUUCGGAAAAGGAAAUCUGCAUACAUACUGCAGCUGUCUGGAUUAACUUCAGAAAUUAAAGCGUUUGCUAAUCCAGAGGACGCCGAUAGACACGGAGGUGUGCAGUUCUGCCGAACUGAUCCAUAUGUGGAACGCUGUAGGAGAGCACACGUCAAUGACAUGGAAAACAUUUUACCCUUUUUAUUUCUCGGAGCCGUCUACUCCAUGACAGGACCCUCGUAUGCAGUUGCACGACUUCAUUUUCUGGUCUUUUUCCUGGGUCGAGUUCUACACAGCAUCGCAUACUUGUUGGCACUCAAAGCACCGACACGUUCAUUCGCCUAUGUCAUCGCUCAGGUGCCUUGCGUUUCAAUGGCAAUACAGAUACUCAUGGAAGUAGCCUCGUUUGCAUGACCAUCUCAAUAACGGACUUCUGUGAUUGGUCAAGACUUAUGAUUACAACUGUGAUGCAGAAUGCUGCUUUAUGGACUUACAGCAUCUCAACAGUAACAGAAUUCACAUUUCACUUUAACAUUAGACUUGAUGAUUUAUGACUGACAAUUAAUAACUCUGUUCUUAAAUCCUAACAUUCAUUGCUGUCAUUUUAGGACUGGACACUAUAGUUUGUAUUGUGUUUUUAUGUGCAUUGUCAUUUUAGCAUUCAAAUGAAGGUUAUUUAAUGUGA